AUGGAAACCGCCGACAGCCAACAUGACGAGCCGGAUCAGUUGAAUCUCGACCCGCCUCAAGUUCGCAAGAAGAAGGGCCUGAAACGCUCCCCUCGCGCCUGUGACGAGUGUCGAGUGAGGAAAAUCAAAUGCACUGGACUCCGGCCUUGUGAGCCCUGUAAAGAUUUCGAUCGAAGAUGCACCUACUCGCUCAAUCCUCGAAGAAGCACGGAUCCUCGCCAAAGGUCGCGAUUUCUCCAGCACCAGCUUGCUCAGAUCCGCACCAGACUGAACGAGGUCAAACAGCGAAAUCGGUCUCUCACCGACGGUGAAUUGCAAUCGCUUGUUGACGCCUUGGAAGAGGACCUCUCUGCCCCCCACGGUCCAGAAAUUGCCGACGACAUAGCCGAGAAUGCAACCCUGGACAGCAUGAUGAGCAGCUAUGGACGUGAUGCCUCAGACAACCCUUGGAACACGAGAUUCUAUGGUGCUCCUUCAGGUCUCGCAUUCCUACAUAGGACUCAAGAGUUUUUCAAUUCACAGAGCCCCGACGGAAGUCCAGGAUCAAAGUCGCCUCAGUCUGCCAUCUCACAGCUCUUCGAUGCGCCAUUCCCCAGGAACUAUUUGGGAGAUGAGCCUGCUCCCGUGGAGUCUCUUCUGCCACCCAAGGACACUGCGUUAUCACUGGUAACAACCGUGUUCACCACUAGUUACCUCGUCUUUCAGAUUUUCAAUGAAAUGGCCUUUUACCAAAUGGUGGACCGAAUCUAUGACAAACAUGUCACGCAGUUCGAGGAAACUGAUCAUGCUUUUAUGCCAUUAUUCCACAUCGUUCUGGGAAUCGGCUACCUUUUUAGCCAGAAUGAGCACCGAAACCAGGGUUGUCGCCAAGCAAACACUGAAGCAAUGAAGCAUUAUCUCAUGGCGAGGAGGCUAGUUGACAUCUCAGACUGUCGAGACCUCCCCUCUUUACAGCUUUUACUCAGUUUUGUCAUCUUCCUGAUAUCCAACGCCCGGCUUGCAUCAGCUCAUGCUUUCAUAGCUUUGGCGUGCUCCUCAUCUUUACGGCUCGGCUUACAUUAUAGAUCAACACAUCAUGCAACCAUUUCUCAGCAAGAUCGCGCGACAAGACGAAAAGUUUUCUGGGCUGUCAUUAAACUUGAUAUGUAUCUCAGUGCCGUUCUGGGGCUGCCCGCUUUCAUUGAUCUCCGGGAGGUUGACCCUGCCGUGGAUUUGACCUUGGAGAAAGCUCUUCGUGAAGCUUCGGAUGGGCUUCAAGCCCGUCAUGAUAUAUCCUUGGCUAUAUCUGCGAAACAUCUGGAAGUUAUGAGACUGAUAACAAAGGCGAUCAAGACUCUCUACCCAAUGCCUGCCGCCAAUGACGAAAACCCCAAGACGGGAGGCAAUAUUUCGAUUCGCAUAUCAAAAUUGACACAGAUCGAAGAGGAAUUCAAGGUUUGGAGAGACGCCUCAUCGGAGAUACUCAACAAAGCCGACGAUGGAUCGUUUGAGUUCGCCAGACUCAAAUACGAGCUCGAAAUGUCUUAUUAUUUCGGUCAAAUUGUUUUAUAUCGUCCAUUCCUUCACUAUUUGGCCAACAUGUCUGAGGGGGGUUCUGUGACCCAACAACAAUCACAAAGGGCAUUAAUAUGCACCAAAAUCGCAUCCAUUGUUAUAACCCGAUCAGAAGCCAUGCAUGCGCAGGGAAUGCUCUGUUCGGCCUCCUGGACAUCGAUUUACACUUUGUUUCUGUCUGUGGUCUGUCUUACCUUUCUGAUCGCGACACAAAGCGGGACAAACAGGCCUAUUGAGGCCUACCGGAGGGCUGAAAGUGGGAUUCGUUUGCUAGCUGCGACCGCUUGCCCAGGUAUGGGAUCUGUACAGUGUCUCGGAGUCUUGAAACAACUUGUCAGACGUCUCUCCCACACCGUUGACUUUAAUAUUGAUCGUAUCGAGGCUGAAACGGCUCGUGCUUGUUUUCAACAUCCUCCUCCAAAUCCCACGUUCUCCGAUCCCAUGCAGGGUUCCUGGGCCGUUGACACACCCACAGGAGUUGAAAGAGAAGUCAGCUCACAGAACUCGGCGAGGUCGUGGGAACUGCAAGAACCAUGGCAGAUCACUGGCUCGCAAUUGCACUUUCAUGGAAUGAUUCCAAUCAACGACGCCGACUUUGAAGGAGCCUUUAACGACCCCAGUGGCACACCCUUGAGUUCGCAUCCUUAUUCAUUUGGAGAUUCGUUCUUUGAGAUUUCAGCUCAGCCUCCUCUCCAGGUGAGUUUAUUAAACUUGUUGGUAUUGCAAGCGAUUGAAAACUAUGACGAAGGAAAAUUGCCCAUCGCAACAUGA
This is a messenger RNA of Rhinocladiella mackenziei CBS 650.93, 2325 nucleotides long. RefSeq lists its product as uncharacterized. The transcript is spliced from 5 exons. Gene Ontology annotation, cellular component: nucleus. Gene Ontology annotation, biological process: DNA-templated transcription; positive regulation of transcription by RNA polymerase II. Gene Ontology annotation, molecular function: DNA-binding transcription factor activity, RNA polymerase II-specific; sequence-specific DNA binding; zinc ion binding. NCBI's taxonomy places the organism in Eukaryota, Fungi, Ascomycota, Eurotiomycetes, Chaetothyriales, Herpotrichiellaceae. The record is from RefSeq and is a predicted model, not a curated record. Bases 1 to 2325 code for a protein of 774 amino acids.